AUGCAUAAGGAAAUAGAACUGAUGUGGGUUGGCAGUAUGGAUUUGAUGUGGAUAAGAACUCAAAAAGGGUGCAAUGCAAAUUUUGCGAAAAAAUCUUUACCGGAGGAAUUUUUCGCUUUAAGCACCAUUUGGGUUGUACACGGAAAGAUGUGGAGCCAUAUACAACAAGUUUUGAUGAAGCAAAAAGGGAAGGGUCUGAUGGAUACUUUUGUGAAGAAAGGACAGAGCAUGACAGGAAGCACUCAAACCACAAUCAAUCAAUUGCUGAAAAAGGAGCAAAGGGAAGAGGUUUGCCAACAAAUUUCUCGAUUCUUUUAUGCUUGUGCGAUCCCUUUUAAUUGUGUAAAGCAUCUAGUAUUUGCAAAAAUGGUUGAAUUGAUAGGAAAGUAUAGUUGUGGGUUGAAACCUCCUAGUUAUCAUGAAAUUAGGGAGAAGUACUUGAAAAAAGAAGUAGCUCGUACUACAGAUUUGCUUAAUGAAUAUAAAGAGGAACGGAAGAAAACAGGUUGUACAAUUAUGUCGGACGAAUGGACCGAUAGAAAGAGGCGUUCAAUUCGUAAUGUUUUAGUGAAUAGUCCGAAAGGUAAUGUUUUUUUAACAUCAAUUGACACGUCUGAAAUAUCUAAAACUGCAGACAAAGUGUUUCAAAUGUUAGAUGACAUUGUAGAGAAAAUAGGAGAAGAUAAUGUCGUACAAGUGGUCACGGAUAAUGCUGCGAAUUAUAAAGCAGCGGGGGAGAUACUAAUGCAGAAAAGGAAAAGGCUCUAUUGGACUCCUUGUGCUGCCCAUUGUAUCGAUUUGAUUUUGGAGGACUUUGAUAAGAAACUAACAACAUGGAAAUCAAGUCGAUUCGCAGCCACAAGUGAUGGAAAAAGAAUUCAGCAAAUGGUUUCGGGUAGUAGAUUUUGGGCAAAUAUCAUAACUUUUCUUAAAGCAGUCUGUCCACUCAUAAAAGUCCUUCAGUUAGUUGAUUCUGAUGAGAAACCAGUUAUGGGAUUUAUUUAUGAAGAGAUGGCUCGUGCUAGAGAGAAGAUAAUAGAGAAUUUCAAUGGCAAAAAAAAGAAUUUCGAGCCUGUCCUAAAAAUUGUAGAUGAGAGAUGGGAAUUACAGCUUCAUAGACCUUUACAUGCUACAACUUAUUACUUAAAUCCACGUUACCACUACAAUCCUAAUUUUAAGGUUAAUUCUGAGAUUAAAAUUGGAUUGUAUAACUGUUUAGAGAGAAUGGUUCCUGAUCCAAUUGAAAGAUGUAAGAUAGACCUACAACUUGAGACAUUCAAAGAUGCUAAAGGUCUUUUUGGAAUAGACUUGACCUGCAGCUCCUCUGGAUGUGAAAGAAAUUGGAGCAACUUUGAGAUGGUUCAUACAAAGAAAAGAAAUCGAUUGAAUCAACAGAAAAUGAAUGACUUAGUUUUUGUGAUGUAUAAUCUAAAGUUGAGAGAAAGAUUAUCUAAGAAGGAUGACAUUACAUGUACCAUUGAAGACGUAUCUUCGGAUGAUGAGUGGAUUACGGAGGAAUCAAAUGUUCAUGAUCCUUUGAAUAAAGCCUGGCAUGGCGCACUACGUGGUGGAAGUGCAAAUGGAGGUCAUAUAAAUGAGUCGAAUGAAGUAGCUAUUGAAGAUGAGGAUUUGGAGAUCCAAGAACAUGGAGAUGAUAUAAUGCUACAUGAAGAUUCUGGUGAUGAAGUUGAUAGGCCAUUUGAAGAAUCAAAUGGUAUUGAAGUAAGUAGUCCAGAUCUUAAUGCUUGCGGAAGUACAAAUGUUGAUGUUUAUGCACAUGAGCUUGAAAAUGAUGCUGAAAAUAUUGUUGAAGGAGAACAUGGUGAUAAUGAUGAUGAUGAAGAUGAGAGUUAUUUGAAUGAUAAAACUAUUGAUGACCUUUUCUAA
This is a messenger RNA of Mercurialis annua (annual mercury), 1887 nucleotides long. RefSeq lists its product as uncharacterized. Bases 1 to 1887 code for a protein of 628 amino acids. The transcript has 6 exons. NCBI's taxonomy places the organism in Eukaryota, Viridiplantae, Streptophyta, Magnoliopsida, Malpighiales, Euphorbiaceae. The record is from RefSeq and is a predicted model, not a curated record.